Molecule: messenger RNA, 2122 nt
Organism: Apis laboriosa (Himalayan honeybee)
Lineage: Eukaryota; Metazoa; Arthropoda; Insecta; Hymenoptera; Apidae
Product: insulin-like growth factor-binding protein complex acid labile subunit
Exons: 1
Coding region: 385-1422 (345 amino acids)
Cellular component (GO): extracellular matrix
Molecular function (GO): protein binding
Source: RefSeq, a predicted model, not a curated record
GUACAUUUAUUAUUUCUAAUAUAUAUUUAAUAUAACUCUCUUAAAAAUCUUAUUAUCCCAAAAAUUUCUUAAUCAAUUCAGAUUCAAGCUCAAAUAUAUAUUGUAUUAUUUACUCCCUCGUUUCAACCAGGUUCAAAGAAUCCUUGGCCUUUAAUCGAUUCUCUGCACAUUCCCACAAACGAAUGUUGGAAAUUAUUAAUCGACGAGGUUGAGAGCCACAUUUCCUCGCGAGAUAAUAGUGCCAUGGGUCGUGGCCCCCCCUCCGUCCCGUCCAAUCUCAAUGCAACUCUGUGCAAUCCAACAAAGCAUUGUAUAAAUAAUCUCGUCGAAGAGAGCCGUUCAGACAGCCGCGUUGGCACGUGAAAAAACUCGGCCGAGAUCGAGAUGAUCGAAACUCCUCCGCACUCCAUCCUCUCGUUCGUUCUUCUGCUCCUGUUGACGAUCGUCCAAUGCCAGGAGGAACCCCACUGCAAGCAGAUAACCGGUUACAAGGUGUGCGAGAGGAAAGGCACACUGGUGGACGUCACCCAACAGGAAUUCGAGGACAGGCUGGAGAUCCACGACAUGAAUCUGCUCUCCAUCAGGGAGGGCGCGUUCAAAAAUCUGUCCACGACCAAGCUCAGCCUCGGUUUGGGUAACAAGAUAUCCGUGGUGAGGAGGGAAUCGUUCAAAGGUUUGGAUAAAUUGGUACGAUUGGACCUGGACAGCAACGUUAUACAACUCUCGCCCAAUUUGUUCUCCGAAUUGAAACAAUUGAAUUCGUUGUCACUCAUCUUCAACAAGAUCAACGACAUACCCAAAGACACGUUUGCGGAUCUGUCCAACUUGAUGUGGCUCUAUCUGGGGCACAACGAUAUCCGGUCGAUCAAUAAAAAUUCCUUCUCGGGAUUGUCCUCGUCGUUGUUGUUCCUCUGGUUGAACGACAAUAAGAUUUCCAGCGUGGAGAGUGGUACGUUUGGUCAGAUGCCAGAGUUGACCCGCCUUCAUCUGGAGAACAAUAAAUUGACGUCGAUCAAGCAAGGUGUAUUGAAGGGUUUGCACAAGUUGGAUGGCUUGUUUUUGGAGUACAAUCAAUUGAGCGGGGUUUCGAAGGCAGAUUUCAAAGGAUUGAUCGGUCUCAGGAUCUUGAAUCUGCAUCACAAUCAGAUAGACGGUAUAGAGGCAGGGGCAUUCUCGGAUUUGAAACAGUUGGAACAAUUGGACCUGAGGAAGAACCAACUGUCCACGAUCGAGGCUCGAGUGUUCAGUGGGUUGACCAGUUUGAAGAAGUUGGAUUUGUCCGAUAAUAAGAUAGGCGUGGUCCAGCCUGGUGCGUUCGAAGGUCUUCCAGCCCUGAAAACAUUGAAUCUUGCGAAUAAUAAUCUGACCGGUGUGGACAGGAAGGAGUUUGGAUUGACCAGUUUGACCAUUUUGUACACCUAAGGAUGUAUUAUAAUAACCUUUUUUUUUUUUUUUUUUUUUUUUUUGGAAAACGUAUUUGGUGUUUUGUGACGAAAGUUUGUAAAAAUUAGAGCAAUAAAGAGGUGUGAAGAGGUUUGUGUACAAGCUUGAAUUAUUUUUUUAUCUUUUAUCUUUUAAAUUAUUUUAUAUAUACGUAUAUAUAUUCGUAAGAAUUAAUCGUUUUCUGUGAAAAAUAUCACACGCAGAAUGGUGCCAUGCAUACGAGAUUGUCGUUAAUCUCGCUGACCAACGUUAGAUAAGUGCAAACUUGUGUCGGGUCGUUGUUCCUUCUCGUGUUAUCAGUGAACAACAAGAGCGGGGUCAAGUGUUGAGAUUUUAAACGCGUACGCUGUUCUACGUUUAAUAAACGCAAGAAAAAAUAUUAUUGAAUAUUAAUUAAUUAAUCGAAAUACUGAGAGAAUAAUUUGCCGAUUUUUUUUUUUGGAUUUUAAUCUUUCGAAAAUUAAACAUUCAGGAAAUAAUGGAAUCGUUUAACUUUUUUUUAAAAUUGUUAAAAUAAUGUGAAAUUUCAAAGAUGACUGAAAAUUAUGCGUAUAUUUGCGUAUAUUUGUCAUAGCAAAAAAUAAAAAUUGAAUUUUUUACGCUUGCAUUUACGUGUUGGAAAAAGAAAAUUGUUUUUGUAUUAAAGAAAGAAAAUAGAUAAAGUGACAGGUAAAGAUUU